Radiomyces spectabilis is the source of this 1690-nucleotide messenger RNA. RefSeq lists its product as uncharacterized. The transcript has 3 exons. The record is from RefSeq and is a predicted model, not a curated record. Lineage: Eukaryota; Fungi; Mucoromycota; Mucoromycetes; Mucorales; Radiomycetaceae. Bases 33 to 1571 code for a protein of 512 amino acids.
CACAAGUUCUGCUUUCGGGAUUGAUCGAGAUCAUGUCCAUUCCAGCCACUCUAGCAAAUGAUCUGUUUUGGGUUGUGCAGGAAGAAGCCUUGAGCGAUGAAGAGGUGUUCCUUGCCGCCGACAGCACCCCGCUCAAUUUCAAUUCAAUCCAUGCCAUGAAAUCGAAAGUGCGGGUGACAAAGGAACGACACCGACGACUGUUACGGCGUAUGGUGUGCCAAAACGCAGACGAACUGCAGUUACUGCAGCGUGACUUUGCACGAAGUAUCGAUCGCGUUUUUCUCCCGCCAAAAACCAAACCCCAAUUUGAAAUACGGGACGGUCGAUCCUUUCUGUUAGACAAUCAACAGCUUCUUAAAGACACAGCCUCCUGGGUCACAUCCGUCAUCCAUGGGCAAACUCCAACCACUUUGGAACAUCCAACGGCCCCACCUUCCACCGAUCAAAACGACACCAACACUGCAUACCAGGAAACCAUCGAGAACCUUUAUCAAGCACGAGUGGAUAGUGUCACAGAGAAACACCGUCAGCAGUUAGAAAGUCUACGAUGGGCCUAUUUGGAAGAAUUAACCCAGCUCAACAGUACACUGGCUCAGGGACACCUCAAGCAAGGACUUUCAUCGGCCACUACCAAAUCAACAACACCGUCAUCAUCAUCAGGGCCCAAGUCUGCACAGACACAGGCAUCACAAGCAUCACCGGUUGCGCCUGCUCCAUCAGCGACAGCUUCCCCAUCCACUUCCUCUGCAUUCACAUCUACCUCGGCCACUUUGUUCAAAAAACCUACCUCCUCACGAUCCGUUUCUUCCAAUCCUCCUUCCAACCCCAGUGCCCUUUCUACACCCUCCACCAGUAUACCUGAUGUCAUACCAUCGGUCAGCGCCACAACAACUGCAACGCGUGAUCCUCGUAGACGUCUUCAACCUCCUCAACCUCCUCCUCCUUCUGCUGCUCCUGCUCCUGGUGCUAUGCCGACGGCAACAGAAACCAAGCAGCAAACCACGAUACAUAACAUGAAUGCACCGCCAAGUGUCCGACCGGCAGCCGAAUCUUCAGCAAAGGUGGAGUCAGGUAUUCCUGAGGUGGUCAGCGUUCAUUCCAAGCCGGCACCAGGUCCACCUCCAGUAUUAAGUUCAUCACGCAAAGCACCCGCAGCAUUCAGCCAUGAGAUUCCCGUGGUCAGUGCCCAGCCACGAAAAAAGAAGAAGAAACUGUUAUCGAGAACACGCGCCAAAGAUCAGAUGCCAAUGAUGACGAAUCGUGGUAAUAUUGCCGUGGUCCCUCACGAAGCGGUUUCUGGGACACCUCAAGUGGUAUGCCGGACGACGAAUGGACCGAUUUAUCUCGGACACCCCAUGUGUUACCAGGACGCGAAUCUGUAUAAAACAGUGAUGGAUAAUGGAAAGCGAAAUCCCGUCUGUGUUCGCAACAUUGAAGGCACCACCUAUUUCUUCACCCAGCAAGCCGACAAAAGAACCAUCAAUGUGGGCCCCACAGAAGAAAUCAUGAAGACUGUAGGCAAAUUCUUUUUGAACUACGGUCCCAGUCCAGCAGAUUAUCGAAAAGACUAAAAUUGCCCCGACAACCCAUCCUAACAAUGUCUUGAAAUGAAUGGAAAAAAAAAUAUUGUUCUUUCAAAGAAACGCAUCAUCAUGUAGUUUCCCAGGGAACAAUGAUUUUUUUUUUUAAA